Molecule: messenger RNA, 1312 nt
Organism: Exophiala xenobiotica
Lineage: Eukaryota; Fungi; Ascomycota; Eurotiomycetes; Chaetothyriales; Herpotrichiellaceae
Exons: 2
Coding region: 750-1142 (130 amino acids)
Source: RefSeq, a predicted model, not a curated record
GUCACCAUGAGCCAUCUCAACAUCAAUACACAGUCUCCACAUUACAGAUCGAGGUCUAUAGCUACUCCAGCUUCCGGAACAUAACUGAGUGUCACUGAACCUUGACCACCUCCUGUCCCUCUACCGUCAGUCGGGCGCUGACCCCGUAAGUCUCCUCCACAAUGACCUGGUGGUGGAUGAUAGAAAAACGUUUGAUAGAGACGGUACGGCCUCUCGUUCCCUCCCUCCGUCGCCUCAUCCCUCUCUAAUCGACCUCAGCUUCUCCGCAGCCCGUCUUUUCACCGGGGCGUUCAAAAAGUCCACAAGACAGUACACCAGUUGCAACAUGGCAAACCGCCCGAGUAUUAUGGGGGAACACACAUUGAUCGUAUGUUGUACACCAUGUCGCCUCACUUCACUCUCCGUACCCGCCCAUCUCCUCACCUCGUACCUUUUGUGUGGAAGACGGACGACUCAUACAUCUGCUCGACAGCCGAACGAGAGGCCGGCCGCGGCGUCAAGAAUUUCUUCAAACUCUUUUGGGAGGAAUUGAAAACAGGCCACAAGCCAGAACCGCCGACGAAGAAAUAAAAUCCUAGUUGCAAAAAAAUAAUGAAGUAAUGUAUGCAACGACGAAGUCGCUUAGCAAGGCGUUGGAGGCUUGUUGCCGGCUUAUAAUUACAGAGGUGCCCGACUUUCUCAGCUUUUUAGACGGCGUUCAUAGGGCCAUCUACUUGGACAUUAUGCAGAAGUGCACGGAAGUCUUGUGAAUGCUCCACGUGCCUACUUCUGAAUCCGCAUGUGCCGUGCAAGUAUACGCUUCACUCCGUCCUUCCAAUGUCCUGAAGAUGAGCGAGAUGAACGACGAUGGCAGCGGCGGCAUCAAGCGACUUUCGAAAGAUUGCCAUUUGCGAGGAUGGGGCUGGGUCGUGAUUGUCAGUGCGCAGCAAUUGAUCGGUCUGGUCGAGGGCGACGGUGAGACCUUGCUUCAGGCAUCGGCUCCCGCCCAGCACACUUCGGCGAGUGGCGAGAUCCAGUACGUCGUACAUGCGCCUUCCUGCGACAAGCGUCCUCGAUUGUCGGUCGAGGACACUCGUGUGGUGGAAGUCACACAAGCAGUCAAGCCCAGUGCGCUCUUCAACAAGGCCCAGUCGACUGACUAGGAACGUAAGACUUGCAAAGAUUGAGAGCUCCGUCCCAGGAACAAAAGUCUACGGCGCGAACUUCAGUGAAUCAGAGGUUCACAAACUCAAUGCGUUUCUUCUUUUGAAAACACAAUGAUCGGAUACAGAUUGGGUCAUCUCAUUACUAUUCCUCCAUGCGAGCUUGACCC